Molecule: messenger RNA, 1341 nt
Organism: Papaver somniferum (opium poppy)
Lineage: Eukaryota; Viridiplantae; Streptophyta; Magnoliopsida; Ranunculales; Papaveraceae
Product: transcription factor bHLH91-like
Exons: 3
Coding region: 1-1341 (446 amino acids)
Biological process (GO): anther wall tapetum development; regulation of DNA-templated transcription
Molecular function (GO): protein dimerization activity
Source: RefSeq, a predicted model, not a curated record
AUGAUGUAUGAUCAUAGUGAAACCCAUUACUUUGAUCCUCAUUCCAUACAAGUUGGAGUACAAAACGAAUCCACUUUUGCCACAGCGGCAAUGGAUUUUCAGCUAGAUCAAAAAUUUAAUAAUGCCCAUUUGAUGCAAGAAGUUAUCGUUAUAGAAGACGAGCCGAGCCCGGUUCAAAGUGGCUCCAUAGAUUGCAACGUUCAUCAUCAGCAAGAGAUGAACGUUUAUAAAGAGAUUCAAGAACCAAAUACUCACUAUCACCAACAAGAACAGUUUUAUGAUCAGCAACAAAUUGAUGAGUUACAACAUUUAUCAACUGAUGGCGUCGACUUAGGAUCAUGCUCGACGAGUUUACCUAACUUUUAUUUGGAAAUAUUUGGAGAAUCCAGUUAUAAUGAUGAAGUUGUUUAUGGAGGAGAAAACGGGUCGGGGUCGAUCGAUGUUUUGUACGAAAAUGAUCCCAUGUCACUUAAUUUGAACAAUCUUCCUCCUUCACAACCUCCAGUUAGAGAAUCGUUUGAAGCUUUGCCACAAAACUACGGCGUUAGUUGUUCAUUGUUUGGUGGUAAAAUGGAUGAUUCGACAAAAGAAGUUUAUCAACAACAGUAUGGAGCUGAUAACAAUGAAAUGAGACAAUUCGACAACUUGGUGGCAGAUUUUAAACGCGAAAUGAAUAACAACAUUCAUGGUGUUGGCGGAAGCCGUGCAAGGAGUACAAAUGGUUUGGGAAUAGCUAGCCAUGGAAACAAACAACACAUUACAAGUACUGAAAAAAUGAAACGAGAGAAAUUGGGUGAUCAGUUUAGAGCUCUGAGUUUACUGGUUCCUAACCCUAGCAAGCCUGAUAGAGCUUCAGUUCUAGCAAGUACAAUUGAUUACAUAAAUGAACUAAAAGGAACAGUUGAUUACUUGAAAGUAUUGAUUGAUAAAAAGAGAAAUGAGAGAAACAAGAAGUCUAGAAUCGAGAAUGAAGCAGUAGCUGGGGAUAUGCCAACUUCAAGUACUACGAAUAUUGAUCGAGAUCAAAACUCGUUUAAUGGGCAAGUAAGAAGUUCAUGGUCUCAAAGGAAAUCAAAAGACGCUGAAGUAGAUGUUCGGAUGAUCGAUGGUGACGUAACGAUUCAGCUUAUAGUUCAGCGACCAAAGAUGAUAAAUUUGUUGCUGGGUGUUUCAAGUAUUUUCGAUGAGCUUCAGUUGGAUUUACUUCACAUCUCUAGUGGUUGCAUUGGGGACUACUAUAGCUUUUGGUUCAACAUUAAGAUUCUAACAGGUUCUUCAGUGUUUGCAAGUGCAAUAGCCAAGAAACUAAUUGAAGGGGUGGAGAAAACGAUCCAGCAUUAA